Molecule: messenger RNA, 3882 nt
Organism: Gymnodraco acuticeps
Lineage: Eukaryota; Metazoa; Chordata; Actinopteri; Perciformes; Bathydraconidae
Gene: pias1b
Product: protein inhibitor of activated STAT, 1b
Exons: 14
Coding region: 36-2018 (660 amino acids)
Biological process (GO): protein sumoylation; regulation of transcription by RNA polymerase II
Molecular function (GO): SUMO ligase activity; zinc ion binding; transcription coregulator activity
Source: RefSeq, a predicted model, not a curated record
GAUGGCCGUUGCGCAUGCGCAGAUAAUGUAACAAGAUGGCGGAGAGUGCGGAACUGAAGCAAAUGGUAAUGAGCCUUCGAGUUUCGGAGCUCCAGGUGUUGUUGGGGUAUGCAGGACGGAAUAAGCACGGCCGCAAACACGAACUUUUGACCAAAGCUCUCCACCUACUGAAGGCUGGGUGCAGUCCGGCAGUGCAGAUGAAGAUCAAAGAGCUCUACAGACGGCGCUUCCCAACCAAAAUGGUUUCGCCGGUGGACCUGGCUCUGCCUGGCGUUCAUUCGGCCUCCAGCCUGCCCGCUGGCCUCGCCCAGCUGGGGUUUGACAGCCACGGUUCCCCCUCGCCUCUGCUGCCGGUGUCUUUACUCGGGCCGAAGCAUGAGCUGAAUCUGUCCCACCUCCCCUCCGCCCUGCACCCUGUUCACCCCGAUGUCAAGCUGCAGAGACUGCCAUUCUACGACGUUCUGGAUGAGCUCAUUAAGCCAACCAGCUUGGCCUCAGACAACAGUCAGCGGUUCCAGGAAGCAUGUUAUGCCUUUGCAUUAACACCGCACCAAGUUACACAGAUCAGCAGCUCCAUGGACAUUUCUGGGACCAAAUGUGACUUUGCUGUUCAAGUCCAGUUAAGAUUUUGUUUAUCAGAGACCAGCUGUCCCCAGGAGGAUCAUUUCCCCCCUAAUCUGUGUGUGAAGGUGAACGGCAAACCCUGUAAUCUCCCGGGAUAUCUUCCCCCAACCAAAAAUGGAGUUGAACCAAAAAGGCCCAGUCGCUCCAUCAACAUCACCUCUCUGGUCCGACUGUCCACCACAGUACCCAACACCAUUGUGGUGUCAUGGACUUCAGAAAUUGGGAGGAGUUUUUCCAUGGCUGUGUAUCUGGUAAGACAGCAGUCCUCUGUAGUGUUGUUACAAAGACUACGGGCCAAAGGAAUAAGAAACCCGGACCACUCAAGAGCUCUGAUUAAAGAGAAGUUAACAGCUGAUCCAGAGAGUGAGAUCGCCACCACCAGCCUACGAGUCUCUCUUCUGUGUCCUCUGGGGAAGAUGAGGCUGACCAUCCCUUGCAGAGCGCUCACGUGUUCUCACCUUCAGUGCUUCGAUGCUACACUUUACAUCCAAAUGAACGAGAAGAAGCCAACCUGGGUGUGUCCAGUCUGCGACAAGAAGGCACCGUACGAACACCUCAUUAUCGACGGGUUGUUCAUGGAAAUCCUGAAUAGCUGUUCUGACUGCGAUGAAAUCCAGUUCAAAGAAGAUGGAAACUGGCAUCCCAUGAGGUCGAAGAGAGAGGUGCAGGAGGUGUCCGCUUCGUACAACGGCGUAGACAGCGACUCGUCUCAGACCAACCCGCAGGAGCACAGGCGGGGAUCACACGACAACAACAAGAAAGUGGAUGUGAUCGACCUGACACUCGACAGCUCCUCAGAGGAGGAGCUGGACGACGAGCCGCCGCUCAAAAGACCCUGUCCCUCGCUGUCCCCCGUCUCUCCGCCUCCGAGCAAGGGAGUACUGAACCUACACACCCAGGACUCUCCAGUGAGCAGAGAUCCCAGCAUGCCCCCUGAGGAGAGCAGCUACAUUCCUCCCCCCCCUCCCCUCAUCCAGGACUAUCGCCACUAUUAUCACACAACUAGUGACCUGCCAGAUUUAAAUUUCUUCUCCUUCCUCCAAGGCGACAAUCAGCAUUACAACAUGGUGAUGGCCGCCGCAGCAGCAGCCUCAGCGUCCGCCUCAGAGGACCACGACCUGCUCCUGAACCGCUUCCUGCCCUAUCCCUCUCAGAUGCUGCGGGAGCAGUCGGGCACCCCGGGGAGCAGCACGCUGGCCGUCACUAACGGAGGCAGCAACAGUGGCAGCACCAGCAGCUUGGUGUCCUCCAGCAGCCUGCGGGACCGCGACAAAGACAGAGAGCGGGACAGGGACAGGGACAACCUCUCAGGACUGUCCAGGUCCUCGGUGGAAGCUGCAGCGGCGGCGGCGGCCAUUUUUGGCUCCAUAUCUGACGUUAUCUCUCUUGACUAGAUCCACUCAGAACUAACAGACAAGGGAGACCGGGAGGUCUUUGUAAAUAAGGAAGAAGAUGAAAGAAUACAGUGCUAUGUACAGAGAGGAAAAUCUAUUUUCAAUUUUACUUAUCAUAUGUAUAUAAACUUAGGACGCUUCUUAUCCGGUGAGUUACUUCAGUUGAUAUUUUUCUGUGAAUACUGAAGACUUUUUCACACCCCUUCACGUGGUCCUUUGAUUAUAUUGUACCUUUUGUACCUGGUUUUUACAGUUUUGUUUCGAUAUUCCAUGUUGAUGGCAUUAUUUCAGUAUAAUGUUAUGUGCACAGAACCCAAUGAGGUCAUACCUUAUGUAACAUGAUAUUUAGAAUAUAAAGAAAAUGGGCAUUGUUAUAGAUGUAAAACAGGAAAAUGUAAAACUUUUCUUUAUUUUCUAAAUGGCGUCAUAUCUGUCAAAAUGUUUUGACAGCAGAAAGAUCUGGCCAUUUUAGCCAUCACUGUAGAUUUUUCUGUAAGACACUCAUGCUGUGGUCAUAUUAUUCUUAAGAAAUUAUUUAUGAUGUAAGUUAUGUUGUAUGUAUGCGGUUUUUUAAAGAAGCAUUCCUCAUGCCUCUAGGAACUGUUGCCACUAGAAUUGCAAACGCUAGAUCCUUCUGUUGUCAUAACUGCACUCUUCGCCUGUUUCAGUCAAAUAUGAACAAUAGUGUAUAGUUUAGACUGUACCUAAAAUACAUAUAAAUAAGAAGUAAGUCAGUAUUGUAAGACCAGGCUUUUACACGGUGUGAAUGAAUGGCACUAGUCCAGCAAGCAGCCUCUUUGUUGUGUACUUUUCUACGUCUAUUUUAUUUUGAAAAUAUACACAGGGAAACUACAGAAACGUGACAGGUUGACCUCUUUCAAGACGGAGCUAGCUUCCGAUCCACUUCAUUCUUUAUUUAACAUUUCAUGAUGUCUUUAUGUUUGAUUUUAGCACUUGCUUCUUUACAUAAAGGCUGUAUGGAGCAGUGAUGCAUUCAUACUUACGGCCCGUCCACACUACAGCUUCGACAGCUUCAAAAACGGUUAACGCGUCUGCCCAUUCACUUUGAAUGGGGUGACGUCACUUUUCGCCGAACUGCAUUGUGGGAAGCAGAGCGGAGCUUUCCUGGCAUUUCAGGCUGCAAAAGUUGAGCCAUGUUAAACUUUUGAAGCUUCUGAAGCUUUCAGUGGAAGCGUCAGCCAAUCAAAUCAUAUGCCAGUACAAGCUCUAGCCAAUCAAACCGCUGCGUGUGUGUCAGGGGCGGGAGAUUCAUGUGAUUGGUUGUUGGUCGAGCUUCCCACACGCCCAGCUCCAAGCUUUUUUUGAAGCUGUAGUGUGGACGGGCCGUUAGUCGUUUGCAGCUUUGCAUGCCUCUGCGAAUGACCUGAACGCUCGUCCUGAGCGAGCUGUUCUGCGGCGAGGCCUCAGGAUGCAGAGCCUUUCUUUCUUAAGUGUAUUUACAGACGCCUUUUAGAGAGCUGUGAUAGCUUAGUCUUCGAGUGUUUCACAACAUGCAUUUUGGCCCAGAAGUUAAAACCAUUGAAGUUAUUACGGACGCAUCCCCUCCCUUUAUUUUUCUUGACUUAUGCUUACAAUUAGGAUUAUUUAUUAUCAUAUAUAUUUUAAGCAUUAAUUUCAUUCGUGAAUAUACAUUGCUGUCAUUGUAUGUGAUAUUUCUUUUGUAAUUAUAUAAUUAAUGCUAUUUAAAAAUGUCAUAGUUGCUUGACAUGCAUUGUAACAUUUUCUUUUGUUUUACUAUCAGAUGAUGUCAAUAACUCAAUAGAGGCUUUGAUCAUUUGACUCCUACAAGGUCUACUGUGCUGUUUGAUAUUUGUAAGAAUUAAACAGAAGAAAGUGCACAUUU